AUGGCCCCUUGCUCGGCUUUCUUCUUCGUUACCCUUUGCUGGUUUACUCUUGGAAAGUCCAAUCUUGAGGAACUGUGGCAGGAUGUAAUAGCAAAGAAUAGGUGGGAGAAGCGUAACUUCAACGGCGCGGUAGUCGGGGUCGCUAUAGCCUGGUUAAUCGAAUGGACACUGGUGCUUCUAGCCCGUGCACCCUCUGGACCGAUCUGUCGCUUCUGUGGUCUGGGCUGGGAUUAUUUUGGCUUUGCUUUUUCGUGCCUUUGUGGUUCCUGGAGGCCCGGUAUCAAUAUGUACGACCAGCUUGUAGGCAAUUUUAUGGAGCUUUGA
This is a messenger RNA of Suillus subalutaceus, 324 nucleotides long. RefSeq lists its product as uncharacterized. Lineage: Eukaryota; Fungi; Basidiomycota; Agaricomycetes; Boletales; Suillaceae. The transcript is spliced from 2 exons. The coding region runs from base 1 to 324 and encodes 107 amino acids. The record is from RefSeq and is a predicted model, not a curated record.